ACUUUUUGACAUAUUGCGUCAGGUUAAAAAUCAAUUUUAACCCGGCAAAUCAUUAAUAAAAGAAAUGGCAAGUUUAAGUGAAAAAAUUCUUCAAUAUAUCUCAGAAAACGAUGAGGUAACCACGUUAAAAUUAGCGACCGUUUUUAAAGAAGACCAUCAAAAAGUAGUUGGGGCCCUAAAAAGUAUUCAAACAUACGGUGAUUUAGUCAUUGCCGAUCCUUUAAGUGAUAAAACGUUGGGUUUAACAGAAGAGGGUUUGUUGUUUGUAAAAAAUGGAAGUCAUGAAGCUGUAAUUUAUAAUGCAAUACCCGAAGGAGGUAUUAAUCAAAAGGAAUUGAUGAAUUUACCAAAUGGAAAGAUUGGGUUUAGUAAAGCGAUGUCUUCAGGAUGGAUUUUAGUUGAUAAAAGCUCCGGUCAACCAAUUGCUAAAAAGAAAAUCCCCGAAAUUAUUGAUACAGUUCGAGACCAUCUUAUCCAAAUUUCCCAAAAUAAUUGUUCUGAAAUCACCGAUAGCUUAAAACAAGAGUUUAAAAAGCGGAAAUUAGUGCAAGAAAAUACAAUUAAAUAUUACUUAUUAAAAAGAGGGCCUGAAUUUACAACAACUUUAGCUAAAUUAGAAACUGAUUUAACUUGGGAAAUGUUAAGUACAGGAAGUUGGAAAAACCUAAAGUUCAAAGAUUAUAAUUUAGAUGCUUUGGGUGUUCCACCUGAAUCUGGAUAUCUACACCCUUUACUUAAAGUUCGAUCGGAAUUUCGCCAAAUAUUCUUAGAAAUGGGAUUCUCAGAGAUGCCUACUAACAAAUAUAUCGAGAGUUCUUUUUGGAAUUUUGACGCCUUGUUUCAACCGCAACAACAUCCCGCACGAGAUGCACAUGAUACCUUUUUCAUAUCCGAUCCACAAAUAACUACGAAAUUUCCUAUGGAUUAUUUAAAAAAAGUUAAGGAGGUUCACAGUAACGGGGGUUAUGGUUCUAUUGGGUACCGAUACGAUUGGGAACUGUCUGAAGCACAAAAAAAUCUUUUACGAACCCACACAACAGCAGUGAGCGCAAGAAUGCUUUAUAAUUUAGGUCAAGAAAAAGAAUUCCACCCCGCAAAAUUUUUCAGUAUUGAUAGAGUUUUUCGUAACGAAACUUUAGAUGCAACACAUUUAGCUGAAUUUCAUCAAGUUGAAGGUGUUAUUGCUGAUUACAAUUUAACUCUUGGUGAUCUUAUCGGGGUUUUCACCGAGUUCUUUAAAAAAUUAGGAAUUACCGAAUUAGAAUUUAAACCUGCUUAUAAUCCUUAUACUGAGCCAAGCAUGGAAAUUUUUUGUUUCCAUAAAGGUUUGGGGAAAUGGAUCGAGAUUGGAAACUCAGGAAUUUUUAGGCCGGAAAUGUUACUCCCGAUGGGUUUGCCUGAGGAUGUUAGGGUUUUAGCUUGGGGGUUAUCUUUAGAAAGACCGACUAUGAUUAAAUAUGGAUAUAAUAAUAUUAGAGACUUAGUGGGGCCAAAAGUUGAUUUAAUGAUGGUCCAAAAUAGUCCAAUUUGUAGAUUAGAUAAAUAAAUUUGACGUUUAUAUUUAAACAAUAAAAAUAUAUGGGUUAAUAUUUAUAA
Messenger RNA from Onthophagus taurus, 1596 nucleotides. It is a transcript of the gene alpha-PheRS, whose product is annotated as phenylalanine--tRNA ligase alpha subunit. Gene Ontology annotation, molecular function: tRNA binding; phenylalanine-tRNA ligase activity; ATP binding. Gene Ontology annotation, biological process: phenylalanyl-tRNA aminoacylation. The record is from RefSeq and is a predicted model, not a curated record. NCBI's taxonomy places the organism in Eukaryota, Metazoa, Arthropoda, Insecta, Coleoptera, Scarabaeidae. Gene Ontology annotation, cellular component: cytosol; cytoplasm; phenylalanine-tRNA ligase complex.